CACCUGCAAACAGUACGAGUUCAGUGCAAAUGGGCGGCGUUUUGUACUGGACAAGGCAGACCUAACGCAACCAUUCAAGCCAUAUUUUCCGCUUGUCGGUGCGGUCCCGACCCGAGCAACAUGGCUAUAUUAAUGUUUGACUGUAAAUACAUGUCGUGGCCACUGUUUCUGGAGUAGUAAGACUGUCUGUGGGGAUCCGGCCUGCCGUCCUGAGCGCUGCCUGCAGCGGUAGUGUAGAUGCCUUGGCUGAGAUGAGUGUGAAGGCUUUUGAGCUAGUCCCCGCUGUGGAGCGAGAUCUCCUCAUGGGCGACAAGGCUCGCAUCAACAUAGAGUGCAUUGAAUGUUGUGGAAAGCACUUGUACAUGGGCACCAAUGACUGCUUCAUCCACCACUUUCUGCUGGACGAGGUCACUUCCUCCAAAGGGAAACUGAGUUACUCGGCUCAGAAGCUGCUGCACAAAUAUAUGGGCCUCAAGAAACCUGUUGCUGAGCUGCGUGCUGCCUCCGCUUUGGAGCGUCUGAUAGUGCUUUGCGAUGGAAUUGUGUUCCUCGUUGACAUGGUGACACUGGAGACUGUGCCCUCGGCGGCAGGAGGUGGAGCCAAGAUAAGAGGAGUGACGGCGUUCUGCAUUAACGAGAACCCAGUGAACGGUGAUCCGUUCUGUGUAGAAAUGGGUGUGCUAUCCUCCAAGCGGCGGACAGUACAGAUUUACAUGGUGUAUGAGGAUAGAGUGCAGCUGGUCAAAGAGGUGACCACUCCUGAGCAGCCCUGUGCUGUCAGUCUCGACGGUUACUUCUUGUGCCUGGCCCUUGCUACACAGUACAUGAUUCUUAACUACAACACAGGAGCCUCCCAAGACCUCUUCCCGUACAACAGCGAGGAGAGGAGACCCAUUGUGAAGAGGAUCGGCAGGGAGGAGUUUCUCUUGGCAGCACCUGGUGGUCUGGGAAUGUUUGCCAAUGCAGAAGGUGUAUCUCAGCGGGCUCCAGUGAACUGGUCAGAGAGCGUGAUUGGUGCUGCAGUGUGUUUUCCGUACGUGGUGGCUUUGGAUGAGAGUUUCAUCACCAUCCACAGCAUGUUGGACCAACAGCUAAAACAGACCCUUUCAUUCAGGGAUGGACACAUUAUGCAAGACUUUGAAGGAAAGGUCAUUCUGGCUUCCACAAAGGCAGUGUAUGUCCUGGUACCCCUGCCGCUGGAAAGACAGAUCCAGGACUUGCUGGCCAGUCACAGAGUGGAGGAGGCGCUUGUCCUCACAGAAGGAGCACAGCAAAAUAUUCCCAAAGACAAGUUCCAGGUAAUCUUGCACAAAAGAAUCCUCCAGCAGGCAGGUUUUAUACAGUUUGGCCAACUACAGUUUCUAGAAGCAAAAGAACACUUCAGGAAGGGUCAGCUGGAUGUGCGGGAGCUGAUAUCGCUCUACCCAUUGCUGCUGCCAGCUUCCUCUUCAUUCACACGUUGCCACCCUCCUCUGCAUGAGUUUGCAGAUCUCAACCACCUGGCACAGGGUGACCAGGAAAAAGUGCUGCGAUGCAAGAAAUUCCUUAUCACUUAUUUGGGAGAGGUACGAAGCACAGAGGUGGCCAAUGGCUGCAGAGAAGAUGUGGACACUGCGCUGUUAAAGCUGUAUGCUGAGCAGGAUCAUGACAGCCUUCUAGACCUGCUAGCUUCAGAAAACGCCUGCCUACUAGCAGACAGCGUGCCAUGGCUGGAGAAGUACCACAAAUAUUUUGCACUUGGACUGCUCUAUCAUUAUAAUCGUCAGGAUUCAGCAGCACUUCAGUUAUGGAUACGUGUGGUAGAUGGAGAUCUGCAGGACUCCACAAGAUCUGACCUUUAUGAGUACAUUGUGGACUUUCUCUGCUGCUGUUCCAAUCUGGACCUUGUAUGGAAGUAUGCAGACUGGGCCCUGAAGAAGGAUCCCACUAUAGGUGUCCACAUCUUUACUAAGAGGCCUACCAGUAAAGAUCACUCAGAAUUGAACCCUAAUGAUGUCAUCACUUACCUGGGAAAGCACAGCCAGGCGCUGCUUCUCUACUUGGAACACCUGGUGCUGGAGAGGAGGACACAGAAAGAGAGGUUCCACACACACCUGGCUGUGUUAUACCUGGAGAGGGUCUUGUCAUUGCUGUCAGAGUCGCCAACAGAUGAGGACCAGCUCACCAGAGCUCGAGCGAAGCUCCAAGCCUUGCUCAGGGAGUCCAACCUAUACCGUGUACAGUGUCUUUUAGGUAAGAUGGAGAACUGUGAACAACUGCUGCUAGAGCGUGCAACACUACAUGGGAAACUGGAGGAGCAUGAUAAAGCACUGCACAUAUUGGUGCACAAGCUUGCAGACUUCCCAUCUGCCGAGGCCUUCUGUAUGUGGGCCUCGUCUUGUAGGGAUUCUGCUUAUCGGCAGCAGCUUUUUCACCUGCUCUUGGGGGUGUAUCUGGAUGGGAACCAGACAGCAACAGGAGGUAACAGUGGAGUCCUGGAGAUGGCGGCAGUGGACCUCCUAAAUCGGCACGGUGAGGUGUUCGAUGCAGUCCGUGUCCUGCGCAUGCUCCCUGAAGGCUGGUCACUGCAGCUGCUGCGGCCCUUUCUGGGUCGAGCUAUCAGGGCCAAUAUGCACGCCUGCCGUACUUCCCAGAUCGCUCUGGGGCUAGCCCAUUCUGAAAACCUUCAACUGCUGCAUGACAGGCUGAAAGAGCGGAAGAAGCCAAUCUUUGUGUCUGAAAAGAAAGGAUGCCACCUGUGCCACAACACCUUCAGUGAGCCCGACGUGGUGUGUCUACCAGGUGGAGUGCCUGUCCACACUCACUGUGUCGCCCAGAGAGUAAGAGACUCUCCCACAAAGAGACAGUUAACUAAUAGCAGUAACCAUACGUGAGACUUGACCCUUCAAACUACCAUGUGAUCAGAGGCACCAAACUAAAGCAGGACAUGCAGAGGACUCUGGGGAUAACAAUAAGCACAGAACAGCCAUUGCCAUAGUAGAAUCUGCUAUGGAGUUGAUGAGAAACACAAAGAAAACUGUAUGUGUGUGAGAGCAAGGGAGAAACCGAUGAUUUCAUCUAUUUAUUCCUAUGUCACAACUAUACCACACUUACAGACUGCAAGUUUUUAUAGAAGACCCUUUAAUCCAUUUAAAAAGAGAAUGAAUUAAAGACAAACUCCUUUGCUUAUCUGUGGGUUCAGUGCUGUGCCGGUCAUUGUCUUUGCUUGAACAGUUUUAAAUCUGAAUUUGAGAAACUGCUUUAACUCACAAUAUUUGAAACCUGUUGCAAAUAUUUCUGAAGCAUGCACAGUAUUGCCACUCACGGUUCUGAUCUAAUCACCUCAUAUGGGUAUUGUAUUAAUAUUGUCCUGACCUGCACAUUGCAGUGUUGGGUUUUAAUGUGAAAUACUACAAAGACUCAUCAGUACUGAUUGACUGAUUUAUGUCUGACUUUUACUUUCUGAGAUCUGGUUUCACUGCUUUAUUUCCCCCUCAGCUGUAAGCACACUGGAUAUUGUACUCAGUAUUUCAGUCAGUGACUUGUCAGCAGCAAUCCAAACCCUUUCAAUUUUGAAUGUUGUGUAAUCAAGGUUAGGGACCUUGUAUAAAACUACAUAAAUUCUUACAUUGCUCCACUAUUUAUCCGUAAGUGUAACUGAGUAUUCAAUACUCAAACUGCAUCAACUUGCACAAAUCAAAUCAUCUUAACUGAGAAUAUCUCAGGAGACGCAUUGUGAAACAUGACAGCAAAUUUUAUGGCUCAGUGGCAUAUAUGUAUGAGUGUCAUCAAAUCAUGUGAAAUCAAGCUUCAUCCACUGGUUUUGAUUAACAAAUGAAAUAAAUCAAGGGAGAUCUGCACUUCCCACAUGCCUUCAUAGAUCAGUUUUGUUUGUUUGGCAACACAAAACCGCUUACAUAUUGUAAUGCGAAACAUGUAGUGUCCAUUUUAAUUGAAGCUGUAAGACCGUAUUUGACCACAGGAUGGUAGUAAUGUGUAAAAUGACAUCAUGGUAUUCUUUACUGUCAUUCUACUAAAUGUAGAAUAACAUUAUUAAUAAUAAUGGAGAAAAAACUACAUUAAGCUGUUUGGAACAAAUCCUCCAGACCUAUUAGAUUUUAUUCCAUCUCUCUUUCUCCCAUUUUUUUUCCUACCACACCACCACCAAUUAACACAUACCCUGGUCUUGAUGGUGAAUUGAAAUGUGCUAUUAAAAUAUUUUCCUAAGAGUUAUGAAAUUGUACAAACUCAUUGCUUCUACUGUUGCAUCAGGCCUACUGUGACCUUGUGCAGCAUUAUUAGCACGAAACCUUCAGAUUAAACAGUAGAUGGGGUUGAGUAUGAAUGUGUGCAGAAUUCCUAACUAAUGUUAUAAGUGACUGUCAAAGAAAAUAGUCGUCUCAUAAUGCAUGAUAUUGUGCCGCACAUAACCCCUAAACCUUUUUUUAAUGUUUGGAAAUUCUGAGAAAACAAAGCCUAUAUCAUCCACAGCUCUGAAGAACAACAUGUGGCUUGAUAUAUCUCAGCUUUCAUAACUGCAUCCCAGUUAUGGCUUUAACCUUUUCAUUGUGACACUCCUCUCAAAAAUGGACAGAAACUGAAGUCAGCCAUAUUUUAUCAUACUGAAGCCCUAAAAUUAUUUACAGGUUUGCCAUCACAGAGCACUGCUUUGUCCUUUAGUGCUUAUCAAAUGUCAUGUAUAUGUCGAAUAACAAUAAAGUGCAGCUUGGACCUCCAUAAAUGUUUCUCCCAAACUGACAACACCUAAUGGCAGGUGCAUAAUGUGUUUUUGUAGCUAAAUUGUCAACAGUCAAAAUCAGGGACAUAUUCUUAAAUCUUCCCGAGGUGAUGGUUUGCUAAAAAGUGCUUUAUGUCUAACUAUUUCAGUUUGACAAAUGAUGUUAUCUGAGGUGACAGAAGAUGCAGGAAUUUCAUAACGGUGGAAUGAGAGAAAACCCUAACAAAAACUAAACACAGUUAUGUAAAUCCGCUUAACACAGAAUACACUCGUUAUAAAUUAUUGUGUUCCUCCAUGUUUUCACUGGUCCUAGAGAUGUGCCACUAUCUCCCAUUGGAGAUGCCUAUUCAGAUUUACAGUGAUUUAAAAUAAAAGCAAUGUAGAAGGUUGACAUCUCUGUAGGGUCAAAAGAUGUGAAAAUGGAUCCUUAAACCUUACACACUACCAACUCUGUACAAGAUAUUCAUCCAAACAAGUUCAGAAAAAGAGAAAAUCAGUCAGUGUUCCCAAAAUCAAGCCUCUAUGGACUAAAUUUCUUUACAGUCCUUUUCUUUAGAACAGUGUGUCUCCUCACUGGUUUAUUUUUAACUCAUUUACCAUUGACACAAACACAACACAUGGUUUUUGCUUGUUUCUCUGGUGCCUGUGCUGUUUAUGCUAGCCGUCUGUAAUUGCAACCCAGUUCUGUGGGGGAACUUUGUGCAAACAUGGGACUAUUUUUCUAACAUGGGGGUCUGAAUAUUGUAGAUACUGUAGACAAAUUCACAGCUUAUGCACAGCAUCUUUCUGUCUGAACAGUUCAAGUGUAGCUUGCUUAAAAGGCCUCCUACCCAUGACUUUAAAUAAUAAAAAAAAAUACAUUACAGUUGUGUGAAAAGAAAUGCUAUUGUAUUUUAUAUGUGCUGUAUACUGGUAUGUAUAUACUGCAUUUGUACUUGUUUGUUGCUUUCCUAAUCAAGGCCAAUGCGGAUGGGCUGCACAAACUGUAAAUCCGUCCCAUUUUAAUAAAUAUGAAACUGUAUAUCAA
Micropterus dolomieu (smallmouth bass) is the source of this 5744-nucleotide messenger RNA. RefSeq names its product transforming growth factor, beta receptor associated protein 1 (gene tgfbrap1). NCBI's taxonomy places the organism in Eukaryota, Metazoa, Chordata, Actinopteri, Centrarchiformes, Centrarchidae. Bases 252 to 2873 code for a protein of 873 amino acids. Gene Ontology annotation, cellular component: membrane; cytoplasm. Gene Ontology annotation, biological process: intracellular protein transport; endosomal vesicle fusion; vesicle-mediated transport. The transcript is spliced from 13 exons. The record is from RefSeq and is a predicted model, not a curated record.